Messenger RNA from Encephalitozoon intestinalis ATCC 50506, 1095 nucleotides. Its product is annotated as Nop2-like nucleolar protein. NCBI's taxonomy places the organism in Eukaryota, Fungi, Microsporidia, Unikaryonidae. Bases 1 to 1095 code for a protein of 364 amino acids. Gene Ontology annotation, molecular function: methyltransferase activity. The record is from RefSeq and is a predicted model, not a curated record. Gene Ontology annotation, biological process: rRNA base methylation. The transcript has a single exon. Gene Ontology annotation, cellular component: nucleolus.
AUGGAAAAGAAAGAAAAUAGCAAGUCGAAGUUCGAUGAAAAAUGUGUUGAAAUGGUAAGAAACGUACUAGAAGGCCGAUCGACGAUUAAGAGUGAAGUUUAUAAGACAAAGGACCCGAAGAUGUACCACAGACUGGUGCAUAUGGUGGUUGAGAAUUAUGACUUGUUGCUUGAGGUGAUAAAGAAAUGUAAGUACAUGGAAGAAGAUCAGGAAUUAGGAGUGGUGAAAUGUUUCGAGAUAUUAGACAGGCGAUUGAAAAAUACCAGGAUGUACAAGAAGUUUAAAAAAGCUCUCGAUGGAAGAAAGCUAAAGUUGACGAAGCCAUCUGUGUUUAUAAGGAUCAAUCCAUUAAAGAAUGGUACAGAGAAGGACAUAGAUUUUCUAAAACACGAAAAGACAUGUAUUGAUGGAGUGUAUAAAAUCCUGGACUCUAAAGAUAUUGUUUUCUCUGAGGAAUAUAAGAAUGGUAAGUUUUUGAUCCAAAAUAUUUCGUCUUGCCUUCCUGCACACAUACUUAAUCCCGAUGAAGGAUCCAGAGUUAUAGAUACAUGCUCUGCACCCGGAAACAAAACAUCGCAGUUGGCAAUGAUCAUGAAGAAUACAGGUAAGAUAUACGCUUUUGAGAGAGAUAAAGCUAGGGCAAAGACACUUAAAAUCCGAUUAGAAAGAUUAGGAGUAAACAAUACGGAUGUUAUAGAAGAGGACUUUAUGAAGACCAAUCCGGAAGAUUUCAAAGACAUCCGAUAUAUUCUAUGUGAUCCAAGUUGUUCAGGAUCUGGAAUGCAUUUUGGGUAUAAAAUGGACAAGGAGCGAAUAGAAGGCCUUAAAUCAUUUCAAGUGGGCAUUGUUAAGCAUGCUUUAAAAUUCAAGCCUGAAAAGCUUAUGUACUCUGUAUGUUCCAACCACAAAGAAGAAGGAGAGGAAGUGGUGGAAGAAAUCCUAAAGGAUUCUGAAUAUGAGCUAGAAGAUAUAAGCAUGUUCUGGGGCCCUAGCUGUCCUUCAGAGUUUCCAUUUAGUCGGAAUGUAAUAAGAUGCAGGAGAGACGACAAUGGAGCCACCGGGUUCUUCAUAGCUCUUUUUAGAAGAAAGAAAUAG